Messenger RNA from Salmo salar (Atlantic salmon), 5879 nucleotides. Its product is annotated as inositol 1,4,5-triphosphate receptor associated 1. The record is from RefSeq and is a predicted model, not a curated record. NCBI's taxonomy places the organism in Eukaryota, Metazoa, Chordata, Actinopteri, Salmoniformes, Salmonidae.
GGAACUGGAGCUGCAGACGACUCUGUGGGAGGAGAGAGAGGAGAAGGUGGCGGAACAGCGGAGGCUACGGGAGCAGCAGGAGCAGAAGCAGAAGCCCCAGGUCAAGAGGGAAGCUGUGGUGAACUGGUGGAGAGCCCUUAAGGUGGAGGGGAGUAGGACCAAGGCCAAGCCUGAAGACACCCUGACCCAGCCCAGCCAGGUCCUCACUGAGACAGAGUCCAAGCUCCAACAGGAAGAGCACACCAUCACAAAGAUUAAGGAACAGGUAUGCCACCUUGAGGCGGCUCUGAGAACUGCCCAGGAGGGCGUAGCUGAGCACAGAAACAUUCAGGACAGGGUGAGAGUUCUUCACAACGACAAGGAGACCAACACGGUGAGAGAGGGACCUGGCUGGACUGGAGAGGAGGCAUCAAAGGAGCGUAAGGACGUGGCUGUGGCUACAGACCCUGUGGAGGACCCAGGUAGAUCAGAGAAGGUAGCAGGCCAGUUUGUGACCUCAGAGGGUCUGCUGGUGACCCUCAGGAGGAUGGAGGCCAUGGUCAGCAGUGCCUUGGAGGCAGCUGAGCUGGUUAGGGAGAGUCAGCGAAGGGUCAGCCAGGUCAAGGAGAGGAUGGAGAGCAUCACUCAGAAGAUGGAGGAAGCUCUGACCAGAGCAGGGGACACAGAGGGUCAGCUCAGUGCCCUGGAGGCCAGGGUCACAGCCAAACCUCAGUUGCCAGGUCCGAUAGGGCAGACAGCCCAGCCUGAUGUUGAAGCUAUAGGCGGAGACACACCCAGGAACCCCUCUCCUCCAGAGCCUGUGACCGAAAGCUACAGCAAGUCUCGAUGGCCCCUUAUAAGCGGUGCCAUUUAUUCACGAACUGGAGGAGGCAGCAACAGUGGCAGCAAGAGCUGUGACGAUUCAGAGCCACCCUGCACUGAUGACAACAAACCAAGCCAAGUCCAAUGUCCUGACUUUGUCCAAGACCAAAAGCACAACAGUACCAGCAGUGAUGGUCCUGCACCUGCAUUUUUAGGUUUCAUCCCAGUGUCAGAGACACAAACGCCCCCAGUGUCCCCAUCACAAGUCUUCCUCCAGUACGAGUGUGCACCUCCUCUUACCGUCCCACCGGAAACACCCCCUCAGUCUGCCUGUGUCAGUCAUGCUGCCGCUCACACUGAGGAGAAUGUAGCAGGUCUCAGAUCGGAGGAUCCUAGUUGCCGUGACUACUGUCAGUCAGAGGCCCGCGACUGUGGGAGUGGCCAAGCAUUGCCGCCUGGAGACUGUGGGAGAAGUCAGCCAUCAAACCCAGGAGACAGUGGUAGUAAAGCCUCUGAACCAGAAGAUCGUGGGAGGAGCAACACAUUACAACCAACAGAUAUUGGGUGUGAUCUAGAGCAUUGUGGGAGUUUCCAUUCUCGAGAUCUACCGACGGUUUUAAUAACAGGCUCAGAUAAAGAAGGAGGGGGCCACGAGUUGUACUGCUUUCCCUGGGUUCAGACUGAACAGCAGUUAGAGGAAUCCCCUACCCAACCCAUUCCAGCUGAGAGCCCCUUUUUUUUCCCCCUGACACGACCCCGUGCCCCACAGCCCCCCGUUAUGCCCGUCCUCCCUGAAGAAGAGGAGGAUUCCCCUGAGGAGCUCGAUAGUUCCUCCAGCUCACCCAGCACAUAUACACCAGUUGAAAGUAGAGCAGUUACCGUGGCGAUGCCUGCUCCCACCAUUGUCUUCCCAAAGCAAGCGACCGUGACCGUGGUUCAAGCAGACGGUCGUCCUCUGGAACAGACCAGACCACACAGUCCCAGACCUCGCUUGUCCCGAAACGUCCCGGGAGGACCCAUCACUACAGUCGACAGUACAGGCAAUGUGAUAGACCUGGUGAAAGACCAUCUUCCUGAGCUGCAGCUCUCGGAGGAGGACCGUCAGAAGAACCUGGUGCUACUGCAGGAGGCCAAGAAAGUCAGCGACCGCUUCCUGAGCCGCAGGGGCCGAAAGUCCACCUGCAGCCUCUCUGAAUCCCCCACAGGUCUUUCUCCUAACCACACACCAUCCUCCUCACCUGUACCGUCCAGAAGCAGCUCUCUUAUCACAGCCCCUCAAAUAGAUGUAGCCACAGAGGUGACCUAUGCCCCCUCGUCGCCUGUCAGCCUGCGAUUGGAGGUUCUGUCUGCGAGGGAGCAGGCUGAUACCAGUACACCGGAGCAUGAGAGCACCAGGAGGUUGGUGGACUGGAAGCCCAAUGAGAAGCGUAAGGUGUCCUCAGGCACCCUGGCUCCCCGCUACUCUGUUCCCCCACCCCCCAGGGAGCCCAGUGGGGGCCAGAAGGAGAACUUUGACCCCCGGGUAACAGCUAAGAAUUGCCCAGCACCAGUACUAGUCAAUAAGCCAGAGGAGGGUCUGGUUCGAGCCCCCAACCAGGCCCCUGCUACUGGGGUGGCCAAGCCUGUCCCUCGGCCCCCCACUCAGCAGGCCCCCUGCACGGCAGAGAUCAAGACCAUCGGGGCCUUUCCUCCCCUCAUGAGAGCUGUGUCCUGGGACACUGUUGGAACUCUCAACGCCAGAAAUGGGGCACCAAGUCUCCCCUCUACAAACGAGGAAACCUUCUCCUUUCAAGACAAGACCCGGGAUGCCCUGCUCAAGUCCUCUGGGUACAAGGACUUCCCUGUACAGCCUGUCAAUGUGCAGAAACUGUCCAAAAUAAGAGAGGAGCACAAGCUGAUGCGGAACCAAAGCAUUGUGGGGUCAAAGUUGGCAGACUUGAGUGAAACAGCUGAACAGGAAAGAGGUCCCUCUCUUCUGCCCACUGCAGGGUCUCCUACUGAUGAGGAGGCUAAAGAGAAGUCAGAUGCCAUGCCCAACAUCUCAGACAUCAUGCUGAGGAAACUCAAACUGCACAGGGGGCUACCAGGCUGUGCACCUCCACUCACCGAAAAAGAAGUUGAGAACGCGUUUGUUCAACUGUCGCUGGCGUUCCGGAAUGACAACUACACUCUGGAGACACGGCUGAAACAGGCGGAGCGGGAGCGGACCCUGACCGAGGAAAACACGGAGAAGGAACUAGAAGAAUUCAAAGGCUCUCUGAAGUGCACGGCACCACAGUGGAGUAACAUGGAGCAGCGGGAGUCCUACCAGUGCCUCAUAGAGACAGUAGCAGUACUGCACCGUCUGGCCACCAGGCUCUCCAGCAGAGCUGAGAUGGUUGGAGCAGUCAGACAGGAGAAACGUAUGAACAAGGCCACAGAGGUGAUGAUGCAGUACGUGGAGAAUCUGAAGAGGACCUAUGAGAAGGACCACGCUGAGCUGAUGGAGUUCAAGAAGCUGGCCAACCAGAACUCCAGUCGCUGCUAUGGAGGAUCCAUAGACACUGGAGAUGAUGGAGUCCCACGGCCAUCCAGAUCCAUGUCCCUGACCCUGGGAAAGGCUUUGCCCAGACGGAGGGUCAGUGUUGCGGUGGUCCCCAAAUUUAACCUCCUGAACAUCCCUGGUCAGACCCCGGUCAUGGCAGGACCCGGCCCCAGCGUUGCCAUGGGACCCAGCCCCCAACCCACCAUGGGCCAAGCACUUCCUGUCCUGUGUGAAGCCAACAGUAUGAAAAGCAACUUUCCCACUGAGCCCACACAGCCAGCUAUAGCUGAGAGUGGAAAGAGUGUGGCAGAGCAGGAAGCUGAGCCAUCUGCCCCAGCCAAGCCCUCCGUCAACCUAGAGGAGAUCAGAUCAGAGAUCAAGGCAAAGAUCGAGGAGGAGGCCUACAAUAAAGGCUACCAAGAGGGACUGAAGAGAAGUAAAGAAGUCAAAGAGGUGGAGGAGGAGGAGGAAGAGGAGGAGGAGAAGGUAGAGGAAAAGCCAGAAAAGAAGGAUGAAAGAAAAGAAGUCAGCAGAAAAGAAAAGUUCAACAGUAAGGUUGAAGAGGUCCUAGUUGUCCUUGACCGGCUUUGCCCCAAGAUUUUCCGUCGUAACCGACUUCUCUGGAUUGUUUUGACGUUGUUCCUGGUCACGUUUCUGGCCGUCAGUGUUUUCACAUACUUUAGUGAUCGCUAUAACAACCAUGGGGACAUGUCGGCAGAAAAAGCCAUGGUCCAGGGCAAGAAGAAGAUCUUUGGACUGAAUGUAGGAGUACAGCCAAAGAAUCCCACUGCAGAAUAACAAAGAGCAUGUCUCAUACUUCUCUCAGUCCAUAGACUCUUUUUUCCCAUGAUACAUCAAGAGCUGAACUUGAAUAUAGGGUUUUGAAGAUCUAGGGUUUGGGGGAUGUAUCUUUGGGAGCGUUUAUUUAGUUUUUUAUUGGUUUCAGAGGAUAAGCCUUCUAAUGAUCAUAAACUUUAUCAAGGCAUAUUUAUGUUGUGUUAGGAAAGCUGCCUGAGUGUUUCUGAUGGUGAUAUAUGAUUGUUGCUUAGGGGGCCAAGUAUAAUAGUGUGAUGAAAUAUGUUCUUAUCUACAGUGACUUCGGAUUCGGAUUUGAAAUGAUACAAUGACUAUUAGGUGAAAAUGCAGACUGUCAGCUUUAAUAUGAGGGCCUUUCUAUCCAUAUCAGGUGAACUGUUUAGAAAAUACAGCACUUUUUGUACGUAGUCUCCCCAUUUCAGGGAGCCAAAAGUAUUUGAACAGAUUCACUUAUAUGUCUAUUAAAGAAGUUCAAAAUGUAAUAUUUGCCUUGUGACUCUACCAACCUGUUGGAUGCAUUCACAGUUUGUUUUGGUUGUGAAUGGUAAAUAAUGUAUUGUGUCAUUUUGGAGUUGUAAAUAAGAAUAUAAUCUUUUUCUGAACAAUUCUACUUUAAUGUGGAUGCUACCAUGAUUACAGAUAAUCCUGAAUGACACAAUGAACAGAAUGAACAGGGAGGGUUAGCAUUUUGGAGGGGAAUGAAUCAUUGUUCCCGUAUCAUUCAUAAUUAUCAUGGUAGCAUCCACAUGAAUUUAAAUAUGGUUUAGAAACAUGUUCUACUCUUAUUUACAAUAAAAGUGACUCCAAAAUACAGAAUACAUUAUUUACCAUUCAUUUCUCUUCGGCACAAAAUAAUCUGACACACAAACUGCAAAUGCAUUCAACAAGUUUGUAUUCACAAGUUUGAUGUAAUCAUUGCAUGCUAUAAAUAUGGGACCAUAUACUACACUUUUGGCUACUUUAAUACACAUAGAAGUGAAUUUGUCCAAAUAGUUUUGGUUCCCUAAAAUGGGGGGACCUUGCACAAAAAGUCCUGUAAUUUUUAAACGAUUCACCCGAUAUGGAUGAAAAUACCCUCAAACUAAAGCUGACAGUUUGCACUUUAUAGUCUUUAUCAUUUGAAAUCCAAAGUGCUGAAGUACAGAGCCCCCCAAAAAUAUAUAUUUGUCAUUGUGCAAAUACUUUUGGACCUCACUGUGUAUAUUCACAAUGUAUUGUUAUUUUUCCUUGUCCUACUCUGAAUGUCAUCCUGGAGGACUGAAUGUGGCCCCUUGGGCGAAAAUGGAUGAUUCAUGAUGAGUUCCCUAAGACAAAUGUCACAGUAGACUAAUGUACAUUCAUCUACCACUCUGUUACUUUUAUGUUCAUUCUCUCAGGUCCAGUAAGCGGACAUCCCCUGAAGAGAUUUACAGAGAUAUUUAAAGAGAUGUUUUUUUUGUUUUGUUUUUUAAGUAAAAUAUCUAUAUUUGUGGUAUUUAAGCAGAUACUUUUUUGGAAAAUCUAUAAUAUAAGCACAUUCCAAAGUAGUUCCUCAAGUGCAAUAUUUAGCAGCUGAUGGUUCUUGUUUGUAUGUAUCGUUACUGUUAUGGUUUGCGUCCUCCGAGCACUGAAAGAUUUCCUUCAUGUACGAGAGCACUUUUAGACAGCAUGAGAAAUGUUUUAUCUUCUUCGCACUUGUGUGCCAGGAUUUUCUGUUGUGUCAUCUUCGCCUUGAAAUAAAGGUGCCUUAAAACUCCCA